UGUGUACUUUGGUCUGUCGCUUCUCUCUCUCUCUCUCUCUCUCUGAGUUUGUGUGCAUGUUCGCUUGUUUUCUCUCUCUCUCUCUCUCUCACUUGCCACGGUACUCCCAACCAGUUUGUGCCCUCUGUUCUGCCUGUGAAAGCAAGAUUCCUUGUGCUGGAAAGUAUGGCUAAGUGUGGAGAGCAUGGUCCCGGAUACAGGACUCCACGCGAGGCGAUGAAAGGUCCGCGGGAGGAAAUUGUCUACUUGCCCUGUAUCUACAGGAACACAACGGUCAACAAGCCCGACUACCUAGCCACAGUUGAUGUCGAUCCCAAGUCAGGCACUUACUCCCAGGUUAUUCAUCGCCUCUCAAUGCCCAACCUCAAGGAUGAGCUCCACCAUUCCGGGUGGAACGCUUGCAGCAGUUGCCACGGAGAUGCAUCCAAAAAGCGCAAUCGCCUGAUCCUGCCUUCCCUGAUCUCGUCCAGAAUCUACGUGGUCGACGUUGGGACAGAUUCCCGAGCGCCCAGGAUGUUUAAGGUCGUGGAGCCAAUUGACAUGUUGUGGAAGUGUAACCUGGCCAAUCCUCACACCACACACUGCCUGGCCAACGGGGAGGUGAUGAUCAGUACAAUUGGGGAUCCCUCCGGGAACGGCAAAGGCGGCUUUGUUCUGCUGGACGGCGAGACGUUCGAAGUGAAGGGGAACUGGGAGCAGGAUGGACACGCAGCUCCCUUUGGUUACGAUUUCUGGUAUCAGCCCCGGCACAACGUCAUGAUCAGCACGGAAUGGGGCACGCCUAAAGCCUUGGCUAAUGGAUUUAAGAUAGAGGACGUCAAAGCCGGACACUACGGGCACAGCCUCCACGUCUGGGACUGGACCAAGCACACGCGAGUGCAGACGAUCGACCUCGGACAGGAUGGCUCCAUCCCGCUGGAGGUCCGCUUCCUCCACGACCCCAGUGCCGCUGAGGGGAUGGUUGGCUGCGCCCUGAGCAGCUCUGUCUUCCGCUUCUACAAGACGGAGAAAGGAGACUGGGCGACAGAGAAAGUCAUUUCUGUCCCGAAUAAGAAAGUGGAAGGCUGGAUUCUGCCCGAGAUGCCAGGUCUCAUCACCGACAUCCUCAUCUCCCUGGACGACCGCUUCCUGUACUUCAGUAACUGGCUCCAAGGGGACAUCCGGCAGUAUGACAUCACGGACACCCGCAAACCCAAGAUGGUUGGGCAGGUUUUUAUUGGAGGCUGCUUUUUGAAGGGGGGACCAGUGAAGGUUCUUGAAGACAAGGAAAUGAAGAGUCAGCCUGAGCCCCUCGUAGUUAAAGGGACGAGGAUUUGGGGCGGACCACAGAUGAUCCAGCUGAGCUUGGAUGGGAAGCGUCUGUACGUCACCACCUCCCUGUACAGCGGAUGGGACAAACAAUUCUACCCUGAGAUGAUCAAGAAAGGGUCCGUGAUGUUGCAGAUUGACGUGGACUCAGAUAAAGGAGGCUUGACGGUCAACAAGAACUUUCUGGUGGACUUCGGGAAAGAACCAGAUGGCCCAGCCCUUGCCCAUGAAGUCCGAUACCCUGGUGGUGACUGUAGCUCAGAUAUUUGGCUGUAGGGGCAGAUAUGGAAGCCAAAGGAGGACUGGGAGAUCCUUGGGUACACCCGACUUGGACCCUGGGAGGCCUCCAUUAUGAUCGGUGUCCAUUUGGUCAACACCACAAUCUCAGUCAUGCCCCAUUAGCACUCCUAUGAAGGAUUCUACUUUCCAAUAAUUACAAUAAUUUCCCUCUCGAAUGGACGUGCAUAAAUGCAAAGCUGAUUUGAAGAAUCAUUUCAUGACAAGCCCCGAUUUUGCUUUUUUUAAACUCUUUCACAGGAUGUGGGCGUCGCUGGCUAGGUGGGCAUUUGUUGCCCAUCCCUUAUUGUCCCCCAAGAAGGUGGUGGGUGAGCUACCUUCUUGAACCGCGGCAGUCCGCGUGGUGUAGGUACACCCGCCGUGCUGAUGGGGGAGGGUGCUUCUUAACUUGCGAAUUGAACAGGUCGGUGACGUUGAGAAUGAGAUCUUACUUCCUCCACCCUCUCUCCCUCACAGCACGAUAAAAGUCCAGGGGGUUGGAUUGCUGGUGCGUACGGAGCUGCAGGCUCAAAUCAGGCGGCAGGCGGGGAGUCUACAAUUGGCCUCAGCCGCACUUCCUGAUCCCUGUUAAUCCACAGCCAUCCCUAGGAUAGGAGGCCAUUCAGUCCCUCUACCUAUCCUGUCCCGCCAUUCAAUGAUUCAAUUAGAUCACGGCUGAUCUUAGUGACACCUACCACCUCGGUUCCCUAAUCCUGAAUCCCCCCCACCCAACAAAAAUCUAUCCAUCUCGGUUCUGAAAUUUUCUAUUGGCCUCCCAGCCUCAACAGUAGUUUUUUGCGGGGGGCAGAGAGAGUUCCAGAUUUCCACUCCCGUGUGUGUGAAGUGCUUCCUGACAUCACCCCUGGCUCCCAUUUUAAGGUUCUGCCCCCACCUUGUUCUGGACUCUCUCCCUCCCCCCACCACCAGAGGAAACAGUUUCUGUCUAUCAACCCGAUCGAAUCCUUUAAUCAUCUUAAACCCCCUCGAUUCGAUCACCCCUUCAUCUCCCACCCUCGAGAGGGAUACAAGCCUAGCACUGUGCCACCUGUCCUCGGAGUUUAACUCAUUUAAUCACUCUCUCUUCUGGGCUUAAUUCAGAUCAAAUGUUCCUUUGAACGAAACCUGCUUGUUACCGGUCAGUGAAUAAAAUAAUUGUGCACUUU
This is a messenger RNA of Carcharodon carcharias (great white shark), 2747 nucleotides long. It is a transcript of the gene selenbp1, whose product is annotated as selenium binding protein 1. The coding region runs from base 166 to 1584 and encodes 472 amino acids. Gene Ontology annotation, molecular function: selenium binding. The transcript is spliced from 12 exons. The record is from RefSeq and is a predicted model, not a curated record. Lineage: Eukaryota; Metazoa; Chordata; Chondrichthyes; Lamniformes; Lamnidae.